Molecule: messenger RNA, 769 nt
Organism: Helianthus annuus (common sunflower)
Lineage: Eukaryota; Viridiplantae; Streptophyta; Magnoliopsida; Asterales; Asteraceae
Product: SKP1-like protein 1B
Exons: 2
Coding region: 111-572 (153 amino acids)
Biological process (GO): SCF-dependent proteasomal ubiquitin-dependent protein catabolic process
Cellular component (GO): nucleus; cytoplasm
Molecular function (GO): cullin family protein binding
Source: RefSeq, a predicted model, not a curated record
GGUGUGAAUAGAUUUUUGACGAAAGUUGCCUUUAAGUACUUUCACCCCAUAAAAGCUAGGUAGGGUUUUCAAUUUUCAUCAAUCCAUCCACCUCCAAACCCAGCCCAACCAUGUCAUCCUCAUCAAAAGUCAUCGUUCUCAAAAGCUCCGACGGAGAAACCUUCGAGGUCGAAGAAACAGUAGCGUUGGAGUCGCAAACAAUCAAACACAUGAUCGAAGACGACUGUGCCGACACCGUUAUUCCUCUUCCUAACGUCACCAGCAAGAUCCUCUCCAAAGUUAUCGAGUACUGUAAGAAGCAUGUUCAGGCCGAUGAUAAGUCGCCUGAUGAAGAUCUCAAAUCCUUUGAUUCUGAGUUUGUUAAAGUCGAUCAGGGCACUUUGUUUGACCUUAUUCUGGCUGCUAAUUAUCUGAACAUCAAGAGCUUGCUGGAUCUGACAUGUCAGACGGUUGCCGACAUGAUAAAGGGGAAGACACCGGAGGAGAUUCGCAAGACGUUUAACAUCAAGAACGAUUUCACGCCGGAGGAAGAAGAGGAGGUUCGCCGUGAGAAUGCCUGGGCUUUUGAGUAAAUCAAGUAUGCUAAAUUUAAUUUUAUAAUGCUAAAUCAAGUAGUAGUGGUAGUAUAUAAUGUUAUGGUUAUCUUAGAAAACUGCAAGCAUCUUCAAUGUGAUCUCUGUUUGAAUUCUACCGUUUGACUGAUAUUUCUGCUUCAAACAUAGUCAAAUGUGAUAUUUGUUUGAAUUCAAUAUCAGUAGUUUUUUUUUUU